ACAAAAAAUGAACAAAUUAAUCAAAUACAUAUACAAAUAUAUAUAAUACACAUAACGUUUACACUAUGAGGUUUAUUUGAAAAUGGUUUGUUUAUAGUUGGGAUAGGGAUAGGACAAAGUAUUUUAACAUUCAACAAUGUACAAUAUUCAUCGUGAUUGUUCCAAAGUGUUUAGUUAAAGCUAAUAUCAUGUAUCUGAAGUGAAUUUUAAAUCUACAUUGCCAGCUCAAAGAAAGAAUUGUGCAUUAAGCUGCUUUGCUCAUUUUAGGUUGCUGAUCAUUUCUUCAGGAUUGUCACUGCGUCUCAAUAUGACUAGCUUGAUUUGUAGGGUCUAUGGGACAGAAACACAGUCACAAUGAUGCUCUAACAAUACAAAAUAUCACAAAUCAAGAAAUAAUACAUGAUGAGUUAGAAAACAAAUAUAUAGACAAGCUGUAUCCAUAUACGCCCCUGUCAAAAUAUAUUCACAAAUCUAUUGUUUUGUUUGCUUCUGUGACUGAUUCUGUAACACACUUAUCCCAUAUCUGAGAAAAAAAACGAUGAAUAUUGACAGGAAAUACAAAGACAAUAUGGAAUGACAGAUGGAAACCAUUCACCAGUCACAGAGUGAGAGGCAAGCAUUAUUAUUGUGACAUUUCACACAUAUUCCCCCGUUGAUUUGGCUACUCCUCUGAGAAUAACAGAUUUGAGUCUACCAGGAGGGAUAUAACAAUUCGAAACAGUGGGGUUGAAUUUCAAAUAAACAGCAAGUUUUACCUUUUGGCACUCAGGGUGGGGGUUUCGCAAGACCCGCAAGGGGGUUUUUAUUAUAUACACACCCAUGGUUGGCUCCACCUGAUGUAAAUGAUGCACCGUGUUAUUUGUUAAAAAAUCAUCAUGCCUGUCAUAUAAAUUUCACAGGGUAAAUGUAAAAGACAACAGAUGUUGAUUGUGUGUGAAAUACCCAUGGGCAGAUGGGCAUACUAUGUAUUUAGUACAUAUAUAGUAUAUUUGCACCGCAGUAGCACCACAUGAUUUUAGAAAUUCUGUGUGAAAUAGAACUAAUUGAAAAUCAAUUACACUGUGUGUGGGGGGGUGCCUUUGAUUGCUUUCACCUUGAAUGAAGGUUAAUGCAACACGAAUCAGUGCUCAAAUCGAGGAAAUGGGCCAAUCGCAUGAAGUAUGCAAAAGUGGGUACACUUUUUAAUUCAUAUUGCUCUUUUCAUUUUAGUCAGGACUCAUUAAAGCAAGUGAGUGGUAUAUGCACACAGUGCACAGUUGUAAAGGUCAGCUGGUUUAUAUAAAUUGAUAUGCCCUUUCUGCCAUUGCACCAAAGAUCCGCAACAGGUCAUUUUAUCAGCCACCUAAUUAAAAGGUCCAAAAGGCCAAAGGAGCUCCGUCUAACAUUUGCAAGAUCAAAAAGAAAAAAAAGGAAACUUCAAUCUCACAUUGUUCCAAUUCAGUGGAUGCCCAGAGGCGAAGCAGUCAAAGACAAGCACCAUAAAUAAGUUAAAGCUUAAUUUUCCAUUCAUGCGACAUCUAGUGACGCCAGGGUGGUGGAGGGUUGGGAUCUGAAACUGACCUCAACGUCUUUCAUGUGGAGUGCACAGGCUGACAGGCAAUGGAUCAGACUUGCGUUGAUGUGAAGCGUCCUGAUACAAAUGAAGAACAGUGCACACAUCAAGAUAAGACAGAUGCAGAUAAUACGGAGGAAAAGCUAAUCAGCUCUCACAAGCACCUGUGGAAACCAUGGAAACAUGAGCGGUCACGGAUCAGAGACUGUGUGCUGUGUGUGAAGAAGACGAUGGUCUCUUUGGCUAGUAUGGAGUGGUAUUGUUAUGCCCUUUUAGGCAUGCUUACUGCUCUAAUAAGCUUCUUCAUGGACACGACUGUGACCAAGGUGCUGAACGCUCACCAGUGGCUGUACGGUUGUCUUAAGGGUCACCACCUGCUGCAAUUCCUCUGCUGGACGCUGUACCCUGCCUGCCUCUGUGCUUUAUCCACUGGAUUUUCACACAGCAUCUGCCCAUCCUCUGCAGGUUCUGGUGUUCCUGAGGUGAGAGCUAUUCUCUUAGGGAUGGACAUGCCAGAUUACCUGUCCCUUUCCAAUUUGUUUGCUAAAGUGGUUGGAUUGACCUGCACGCUCGCCUCAGGCAGCACUGUGUUUCUCGGCAAAGUGGGUCCCUUUGUCCACUUAUCCACUAUGGUGGGUGCGUUCAUGAAUCGCCUGCAUGUUUCCUGUCGUGGCGGAAAGCAGAACAUAUCGAAAGGAGAAAUGCUGGUUGUGGCAUCAGCAGUGGGCGUGGCAAGCUGUUUUGGGGCUCCAAUCAGUGGGGUUUUGUUCAGUAUAGAGGUGAUGGGGUCUCAUUAUUCGGUCAGAGAUUACUGUCCCUGCUUCUUUGCAGCCGCUUGUGGAGCAAUAACCUUCAGAUUGCUUUCUGUUUGUAGCAGAGAUCAAGAAACCAUCCAGGCCCUGUUUAAAACCAGCUACCCUGCUGAGUUGCCUUUCCAGCCGUUUGAAAUAUUUCUCUUUGCUUUAGUUGGGCUGAUCUGUGGUUUUAUCUGCUGUUUUUACUUAUACUGUCAUCGCUGGGCUCUGCGGUUUGUCAAGACAAACAAACCCAUCAGCAGACUUUUGGCAACAGAAAAGGCUAUUUAUUCAGCCAUCGUGGCAUUUCUUCUCGCCUGCUUUACGUUUUAUCACUCGGCAGGACGUUUCAUAGCUGCUGAGCUCACAAUGAAGCAGCUGCUUUCUUCCCUGUUAGAUGCCACAUCAUGGUACAACAUUUCCCAGAAUUCCACAGGGCUGCCUGAGCCCCAGAACACAUUCUGGCAGGCAUGGAACCCACCGGAUGGAAGUUACUUCAAAACACUGGGAAUGUUUAUUCUUACUAAGGUUGGGCUGUUGGUUGUGGCGUGUACCUUGCCUUUACCUGCUGGCUACUUCAUGCCAGUGUUUAUUUAUGGUGCUGCUGUUGGGCGUUUUGUGGGUGAGGUGUCUGCCUAUGUUUUCUCAGCAAAGCUUCAGUUAAACCCGGGGGGCUACGCUUUAGCAGGAGCAGCAGCUUACUCUGGGGCUGUAACACAAACGCUCUCUCCUGCCUUAUUGGCUAUAGAGAUGACCGGCCAGUGUACUCAUGCGGUCCCUGCCUUGGUUGCUACGUUGAUAUCCAACGCGGUGGCUCGAGCAAAGCAUCGCCCAUCUUUCUACGAUGGCAUAUCCCUUAUUAAAAAGCUCCCACAUUUGCCAUCUUUCAUCCGGGCUUGUCCAAAGUUGGCCUCAGUUCAGAUCAAGCAGUUUGAGAUCCCAACAGGUGUAGUGCUGGAGAGAGCUGAGGGACUGACAAGUGUGCAGAAAAUCUUAAAUGUUAACACGGAGACCGAAUUCCCUGUUGUGGACUCUCAUGACUCUCUCACUCUCCUGGGCACAGUCAACAGAUCACUGCUGCGAGACUUUCUGUAUGAGCAUAAAGAUGAGGGGUUGUGUAAACAGUUAGAAGAAGCAUGUGCUAUUCAACCUGUCAGACUACAACUGACUCCAGAAACCACAGUACAGCAGGCCCAUUGUAUCAUGAACAUGACGGGCGAGAGGUGUUUGUUUGUAACGGAGAAUGGGCGGCUGUGUGGUGUCCUCACACGGAAUGAGAUGAAGAAAAUAAUCGAAGAGAUGGCAAAGGAGGUCUAAUGCAUGGAUGAGAAGCCCAAAUGUUAGAACAGGCAUUGAUUUAUGCUUCCCACUUAAAUCUCAUUAUUGUAAUAAUCAUCCGUAAUGUUUCUUUUGGUGGUGAUUUUACUUGCAUUAUUAUAUGGAAAUCAAGCAAUAAUUAUUCAUUGUAAAAUAAUGAGAAGGUGAUCUUCUCAUUGAAAUGAAGCAGGAGUCCAACUGGGCUAAACUCCCCAAAAGAUUUUCUACUUCUAACAACAUCAUAACAUUUUCCUAAAUAUGUAAUAUUCAUGUCCAUAUGGUCAUUGUGUGCAGUGACCAGAGGUAAAUUUUGAGGUAGAUUACAGUUGCAUUCUCAGAUUGUGUGGUUUAGCCAAGUCAAUAAGAAAUUGUAUAUAUUUUUCAUCGACAGUUUUAGGCCAUGUUGUCUUAAUUGAUUGAACCCAACUGUUCUAACACCAUGAGCUAUAGUGAUUACAUUAUAACCGAUACUGACCGUCUUUAAAACUGACCCUGUUACAUACAGUCAAACAAAAAGUUAUUCAGGCACCAGAUAUAUUUUUUUAGUGGGUGCAGGACACUGUAGUUCGUUUGUGAGGAUAGCAAAAUAAAGUAAACUGUCAUAUUAUAGUCAAAAAAUCUUUAUACAGUGGACUACCAGUAAAAUUGAUCAAAAUUUGGGACCAAAUUAUUCAGACCCUUUGACCUGACCAUGUUUUGCUUAAGUGUUUUUUCUUUAAUUGCUAAUGCGACCUUUUUACACCACAGACUGAACAAAAUGAAGCAUUGCUUGUUGAUUGGUUGCCCUAAAUUGGUAUUAUCAAAUUGUGUACUUAAAUUUAACAGCUGACAGAAACAACUGAAUGAAAUGGACUAUCUUGUUGUAACCCCUCAUGGCUUAUCUACUAUACUGUAUGACCAACACUGGAAUAAAAGAGCAGUUCUGAA
Molecule: messenger RNA, 4590 nt
Organism: Triplophysa rosa
Lineage: Eukaryota; Metazoa; Chordata; Actinopteri; Cypriniformes; Nemacheilidae
Gene: clcnk
Product: chloride channel K
Exons: 20
Coding region: 1600-3663 (687 amino acids)
Biological process (GO): transmembrane transport; chloride transport
Cellular component (GO): membrane
Molecular function (GO): voltage-gated chloride channel activity
Source: RefSeq, a predicted model, not a curated record